Molecule: messenger RNA, 2230 nt
Organism: Rhodamnia argentea
Lineage: Eukaryota; Viridiplantae; Streptophyta; Magnoliopsida; Myrtales; Myrtaceae
Product: phospho-2-dehydro-3-deoxyheptonate aldolase 1, chloroplastic-like
Exons: 5
Coding region: 163-1767 (534 amino acids)
Biological process (GO): aromatic amino acid biosynthetic process
Molecular function (GO): 3-deoxy-7-phosphoheptulonate synthase activity
Source: RefSeq, a predicted model, not a curated record
CCACAUUCCACUCCCUCCUUAUAAAACGACCGGCCGUUUCCCUCGGUCUCUUCAGGUACCUCUCUCGUGCCUUUCAUUUUUUUCUCUCUCUCCUUCAACUCAACCCACAUUGUCACCAAUAAGGGAGGAAUUUUGAAAAAAAAAAAAACAGCAGAAACGGCAAUGGCGAUCGCCUACACCAACUCCAUCAUACCCACCAAAGCCUUCCACAAGACCCUCCCGGCCGCGCCCGCCCACCGCCGCAUCGCCGCCGUCCACUCCGCCGAGCCCGGGAAGAACCCCAUCGUCCCCGACAAGUCGCCGAAGCUCCAGCAGCUGAAGAGCUCCGCCCUCUCGCCUUCGUCGGCGACGGCGGCCCCCUCCGCCCCGGCGAAGCCCGUCGAGAGCCCCGGGAGAUGGAGCGUCGACAGCUGGAGGUCGAAGAAGGCCCUGCAGCUGCCGGAGUAUCCGGAUCAGGCGGAGCUCGAGUCGGUGCUGAAGACGCUCGAGGAUUUUCCCCCGAUCGUGUUCGCCGGCGAGGCGAGGAGCCUGGAGGAGCGGCUUGGGGAGGCCGCCAUGGGGAACGCCUUCCUCCUGCAGGGCGGCGACUGCGCCGAGAGCUUCAAGGAGUUCAACGCCAACAAUAUCCGUGAUACUUUCAGGAUUGUGCUCCAGAUGGGAGCUGUUCUGAUGUUUGGAGGCCAAAUGCCUGUUGUCAAGGUUGGAAGGAUGGCCGGUCAAUUUGCAAAGCCGAGGUCGGAGCCAUUCGAGGAGAAGAACGGGGUGAAGUUGCCGAGUUAUAGAGGUGAUAAUGUGAAUGGGGAUGCAUUUGAUGAGAAAUCAAGAAUUCCUGACCCUCAGAGAAUGAUCAGAGCAUAUUGCCAAUCUGCUGCUACGUUGAAUCUAUUGAGGGCUUUCGCAACUGGAGGUUAUGCUGCCAUGCAGAGGGUCACCCAGUGGAAUUUAGAUUUCACCGAGCAUAGCGAGCAAGGAGAUAGGUACCGGGAGUUGGCUCAUCGUGUCGAUGAGGCUCUUGGGUUUAUGGCCGCAGCUGGGCUUACUGUCGACCAUCCUAUCAUGACUACAACUGAGUUCUGGACAUCGCACGAGUGCUUGCUCUUGCCCUAUGAGGAGUCACUUACUAGAAUGGACUCAACUUCAGGUCUUUACUAUGACUGCUCAGCCCACAUGCUUUGGGUUGGCGAACGCACUCGACAGCUGGAUGGUGCCCAUGUUGAAUUUUUAAGAGGGGUUGCGAAUCCCUUGGGUAUAAAGAUGAGUGACAAGAUGGAUCCAAAUCAGUUGGUUAAACUCAUUGAGGUUUUGAAUCCUCAAAAUAAAGCAGGAAGGAUAACAAUUAUUGCAAGAAUGGGAGCUGAGAACAUGAGAGUGAAGCUCCCGCACCUUAUCAGGGCUGUCCGCAGGGCAGGGCAAAUUGUCACAUGGGUCAGUGAUCCGAUGCACGGGAACACCAUAAAGGCUCCUUGCGGUCUUAAGACUCGCCCAUUUGAUGCCAUAAGGGCGGAGGUGAGAGCAUUUUUUGAUGUCCAUGAACAAGAAGGGAGCCAUCCGGGAGGAGUGCACUUGGAGAUGACAGGUCAGAACGUGACCGAAUGUAUCGGUGGGUCACGAACUGUGACGUUUGAUGAUCUUGGUUCGCGCUACCACACCCAUUGCGAUCCCAGGCUGAAUGCUUCCCAGUCUCUGGAGCUUGCUUUCAUCAUUGCAGAGCGCCUUAGAAAGCGGAGGAUCCAGUCACAGAUCCCCGCUGCAUCCUUCGGGCUGUGAAAUUUGGUCCCAUGAUACCGAAGAUACAUAUUCCUUUUGUUAGUGCCGGCAUGUACGAGUUGUCGUGUUGUAUCAACAUUUAUGUAAUGUUUUAAGUUAUGGUCGUAUGGAUGUAUACAGUUGUUGAAGUUUGAUUUUUAAGUGUUGAAAGGGACACUAAAAGAAAGGUAAUAAAGAAUGUCUUGCGGAAUGGGAAGUUUCGGCCUCCACCUAUGAGGCUAAAAUCAUCGGCUCUAGCUGUUUGAGCUCUUGCACAGUCAAAGGAGAGCGCAGUUGCGUCCUGCCUCCUGAAUUGGAAUAUACUACACGCUUACACAGGUACGAGUCGUCCGCGGAUGGGCUUGGAAAGUGAAUGCGUAGUGUUCAGUUGUUUGUGUCGGGAACUAAAUGUUGGGUUCUCACUUUUGUAAGGAUGUAGAAGAUCCCAAGUUCCUAACACAGAGUUGCUUUAAAUAUUUGGAUU